AUGCUAUCUAUAAUGUUAUCUAUCUAUCUAUCUAUCUAUCUAUCUAUCUAUCUAUCUAAUUUUCCAUGCAGUUACCUCCCCUGUCUGCAAAUGGACAAUGGCGAUAUGAUGCCUGAGACUAUGGCCAUUUGUAGAUAUUUGGCCCGUGAACACGAACGCAGACCUGAAUCUAUCUAUCUAUCUAUCUAUCUAUCUAUCUAUCUAUCUAUCUAUCUAUCUAUCUAUCUAUCUAUCGCAGUCUUUUCGCAUCUAUAUCAGUCUGUUCGCAUCUAUCUAUCUAUCUAUCUAUCUAUCUAUCUAUCUAUCUAUCUAUCUAUCGCAGUCUGUUCGCAUCUAUCUAUCUAUCUAUCUAUCUAUCUAUCGCAGUCUGUUUGCAUCUAUCUCAUUCUGUUAGCAUCUAUCUAUCUAUCUAUCUAUCUAUCUAUCUAUCUAUCUAUCUAUCGCAGUCUGUUCGCAUCUAUCUAUCUAUCUAUCUAUCUAUCUAUCUAUCUAUCUAUCUAUCUAUCUAUCUAUCGCAUUCUUUUCGCAUCUAUCUCAGUCUGUUCGCAUCUAUCUAUCUAUCUAUCUAUCUAUCUAUCUAUCUAUCUAUCUAUCUAUCGCAGUCUGUUCGCAUCUAUCUAUCUAUCUAUCUAUAUAUCUAUCUAUCUAUCGCAGUCUGUUCGCAUCUAUCUAUCUCUUUUAAAUUUAACAUUGGGGUUCAAAAUAUACACAUGA
This is a messenger RNA of Acanthosepion pharaonis, 714 nucleotides long. Lineage: Eukaryota; Metazoa; Mollusca; Cephalopoda; Sepiida; Sepiidae. The record is from the annotation of a GenBank genome assembly.